Triplophysa dalaica is the source of this 1106-nucleotide messenger RNA. RefSeq names its product phosphatidylinositol glycan anchor biosynthesis, class F (gene pigf). NCBI's taxonomy places the organism in Eukaryota, Metazoa, Chordata, Actinopteri, Cypriniformes, Nemacheilidae. The transcript has 6 exons. The record is from RefSeq and is a predicted model, not a curated record. Gene Ontology annotation, cellular component: endoplasmic reticulum membrane. The coding region runs from base 255 to 914 and encodes 219 amino acids. Gene Ontology annotation, biological process: GPI anchor biosynthetic process.
AACACGACAGUCUCCAUGUUUUGUAAAUAAAGUGUUCGACUUCCAUUGUUUACUGUUAUUUAUAGUCUUAAUAUGUCAAAGAACGGUUACAGUUUGUGUAUUUGAAGGGUUGUGCCAUUUUCAUUGAGCGCUGGUAAAACUGGCGACUCAGCAAGUUAAGAAGGUCAUUUAUCUGUGGAUAUUAAGGUUAACAACCACGGGCACGGGCACCAUUGGUCAGUCUUUACGUCAGAGUACACCACUAAACCUUCAUCAUGUGGGAUGUUGAGAUCAGGGGCAUGGCAUCAGCUCAUGCCAUUAUUGCCUCCUCCAUAUUUCUGGCAACUGUAAUACCUGCUGUGUUUUUGGAGAACUUCUCUGUUUAUGGCUCCCACAUGGUGUGGCUGUACUCUGUGGCUGGAUCUGUAGCGGUGGUCAACAUUGCAGUCUUUUGGCUUUUAGGCAUAAGCCCACCAACAAAGAAGAACACAUUGAGCUUCAAGAUCAAUCGAUUAUUCAGAUCCUGUCUGUACUUUCUCCUGUCGUGUAUUUUUUAUCAUACUGUGGUAGUACUAUACGGCGCACCUCUGCUAGAGACUGCCCUGGACACUUUUUCUCUGGCUGUGCUGCUGUCCACAUUCACUACACUGAGAUGUCUGUGCAUACUGGGUCCUAAUAUACAGGCGUGGAUCCGGGUGUUUAGCAGAGAUGGGGCGUUGUCAGUGUGGGACACGUCUCUUCAGAUUACAACUGGCUGUAGUUUGGUUGGAGCCUGGCUGGGAGCUUUCCCUAUUCCCCUUGACUGGGACAGACCCUGGCAGGUCUGGCCUGUUUCCUGUACGCUUGGCGCAACUGCUGGAUUUCUGACUGGCCUCCUCGUUGCACCUGUUUGGAUCCACUGGCAUCGCAAACUUCUCACUUACAAGCUUAAAUAAGGAAAAUAAGCACUUCAAGUCUUAAGCCACUGGGAACUUAGAAAGAAAUUCAGGCUUGUUUUUGAAACAUUUGUGUCCUCCCAGAAGUGUGAAUUCUGGAUCCUCGAAAUGACAUUGACUCAGAGGCCACAUUUACAACUAUUAAAGUCUUUUUUUUUUGAAGAAUAAAAUAUUUUGUCUCUUGUAUGCUCC